Archocentrus centrarchus (flier cichlid) is the source of this 2593-nucleotide messenger RNA. It is a transcript of the gene kctd13, whose product is annotated as potassium channel tetramerization domain containing 13. The record is from RefSeq and is a predicted model, not a curated record. The coding region runs from base 402 to 1397 and encodes 331 amino acids. Gene Ontology annotation, biological process: proteasome-mediated ubiquitin-dependent protein catabolic process; protein ubiquitination; negative regulation of Rho protein signal transduction. NCBI's taxonomy places the organism in Eukaryota, Metazoa, Chordata, Actinopteri, Cichliformes, Cichlidae. The transcript has 7 exons. Gene Ontology annotation, molecular function: ubiquitin-protein transferase activity; protein binding. Gene Ontology annotation, cellular component: Cul3-RING ubiquitin ligase complex.
GGUUGGUUAAAAGUAGAAGAAGAAAGCAGCGGAAGAAGAUGGUCUAGUUUCACUUCCGACUGACCUACUUAGCUUAUAUUAGCUGUAGUUUUGUACUGAACGAUGGAACUGUAGUGAAUGUUGAGUUCGUGGUUUUGAUAGAUAUUUUAUGAUUUUUCGUCCACGAAGAAGCGGCGCGGAGCAAAUGAGCCUUCGUGGCUUAAAGCGUGGCCGAGUAGCCUAGCUGUUGUUAGCCUCUUUAGCUGCGCUGUAAAUUCAUCUGGACUCUUCAUAGAAGCUGGCUAACUGAUUAUCAACUGCUGGCUAAUUAAUGCCACACAUUUAGCUUUGUUAGCUUAGCUAGGUUCACCCCGUUAACACCCUUGGAUGUUCAGUGUGUCAGGAAGUGACUCUUCAGCCCCAUGUCUGCUGAGGCUUCAGUCGGCAGUCAUGCUGCCGACUCUGCCCAGUCUGCUGUUUCCCAGCCUGCCUGCCUCCCCACAGAUGACCACAGGAACCAUGGUCUGCUGGGGAGCAAGUACGUCAAGUUAAAUGUGGGUGGCUCAUUGCAUUAUACGACCAUCCAGACGUUAAGCAAGGAAGACAGCCUGCUGCGAAGCAUAUGCAAUGGAGAAACUGAUGUUACCAUAGACUCAGAAGGUUGGGUCGUUUUGGAUAGAUGUGGUCGGCAUUUUGAGCUGGUUCUGAACUUCCUGCGAGAUGGCUCGGUACCACUUCCAGAGGACCACAGAGAAUUAGAUGAGGUUCUAAAAGAGGCCCAGUAUUAUCAAGUCCAGGGACUCGUCCAGCACUGCCUCAGUGCCAUGCAGAAACAAAAGGACGUGUUUGAAAGUGUGUGUCGCAUACCCAUGAUCACCUCAGCCAAAGAAGAACAGAGAAUGAUCUCUACAUGUAGAAAGCCGGUAGUAAAGUUGCAGAACAACAGAGGAAACAACAAAUACUCUUACACCAGCAACUCUGAUGAUAACCUGCUGAAGAACAUUGAACUAUUUGACAAACUGGUGCUGCGAUUUAAUGGCCGCGUCCUGUUUGUCAAAGACGUGCUGGGGGAUGAGAUCUGCUGCUGGUCUUUUUAUGGUGAAGGCCGCAAGAUUGCCGAAGUAUGCUGCACUUCCAUUGUCUAUGCUACAGAGAAGAAGCAAACAAAAGUUGAGUUUCCUGAGGCACGGAUAUUCGAAGAAACCCUCAAUAUCCUCAUCUAUGAGAACAGCAGAGGAUCUGGACCAGGAGGCUUACACCUUUUAGAUUCAAGAGGCUCCGGUUCAUCACUGGGAACCGGUCAGUCAGAGGAAGAGGGUGCCGUGGGAGGGGAUAGACGAGUACGACGGAUCCACGUAAGGAGACACAUAAUGCAUGAUGAAAGAGGCCAUGGUCAGCAAACUGUGUAUAAGGACUAAUAAUGUGAAAACAAGGCAUGGGAAAGUGACUUAAUAUGUUUGUUUGUUUGUUUGUUUGUUUUUUAAUGCUAAGGGAAUGAAAGACAUGACUUUGACAGCAAUAGUUUGGUAUGUAAUUAUUUCAUUAGUUGUCUUUAAACUUUUCAGAAGUGUUGGUUGAUGACUGAUUUUUAUAAAUUAGUUUUAAGUGUUUCGAAAGAAAAAUGCUUUUGUUUACAUGAAAACAAGAUGUGUACAGUCUUUAGAUAGAAAAUAUGUCAAAUUAUUUGGUACUGAUACUGGCAUAAACAUUACGUUUCUGAGGUUAAAGAACCUCCUGCAGGCUACUGAAUGGACCUCAAAACCCAGCGUCCACCCCAUCUUUAUCUUAGAGGAGACAACCUAACGUUCAUGUGGGUUUUAAUGACAUGCACAUGCGGCCUCCUCUGUGUAUGACAUUUAGGAAACACGGUGUCAAUUUAUGCAGGCUGUGAAACUUUAUUUCCCUUCUCUUCUGAAGUGAGAUGCUGCCAAACAUUGAUGGACAGAGGAUGGUGAAGUUGAGCCUUGAUAUUUCAACACUGGUAUAAAACACAGUGGCCAUUUUUAGGGAGGUUGUCUGUGAAUGUUGAGCAGCUCAGUUUUCUUUGUUUAAAUUAUUACAGCUAUUGCUUCAAGAUGUUUUUAUUAAUUUAUGAACCUAAUUUAUUGUUUGGUAUUUAACUUUUGUAUUGAAUCUUUGUGUUGACUCGUACUCGAGCGAGUUUUAAUUUCUGAAAUGGUACGUUGCACUCUCUGCGCUCCAUGUUCAAAUUUACUUCUGUAAAUGAAUAAAUUAUAAAAUUGCAUUUCAGUUUAAUGUUUCAAGAGGAACGGAAACCAUUUUUUUUUGUCACAUUUUAUUCUGAGCCAUAGAUUUUCACUUCUUCUGUCUUAAACCAAACUACAGAAAUUUCUUUUUUUGGCCAUAUAGUGACGAUAAAGGCAGUGUGCACUGGGAUGUAUUUUUAGUUCUCUCAGGGAGAGGAUUUUCUUUCUAAUGUUCACUAGUGACUUGUGUAACCCUAAUCACUCUGAAUACUGGAAAAAAUUGAAUGAGAGCAAUAUGUAUCUUGGAUCCUUUAUAAAAUAACCCUGAAGUUCCUUGAAAUAUGCACUAAUGUAAUUUCCGUCCAAUAGUUGUCAUGGAAAUGUUCUGAAUAAAUGACUGAAAUCAA